Molecule: messenger RNA, 1370 nt
Organism: Brassica napus (rape)
Lineage: Eukaryota; Viridiplantae; Streptophyta; Magnoliopsida; Brassicales; Brassicaceae
Product: telomere repeat-binding factor 1-like
Exons: 7
Coding region: 200-1078 (292 amino acids)
Biological process (GO): nucleosome assembly
Cellular component (GO): nucleosome
Molecular function (GO): double-stranded telomeric DNA binding
Source: RefSeq, a predicted model, not a curated record
ACUGUAAUUUGUAUUUUCCUCCUUUCUGUGCAUUUGGUUUGGUUUGGCUGUAAUAAAAUGGACGGAGGUCCGUUAGGUUGAAUCUACUGUCUUUAACCUAAUUUCAUUUUCAAAAGCCUCUCGAAAUCUGAGAAAAAAACCAACAAGAGAAGCUGGAGCUGGUCUCGCGAAGAUCAAACUCGAACAGGCUUAGCGUUUGAUGGGUGCUCCAAAGCAGAAAUGGACUCAGGAAGAAGAGUCAGCUCUAAGGUCUGGCGUUAUCAAGCAUGGACCUGGUAAAUGGCGCACCAUUCUCAAAGACCCUGACUUUAGUGAAGUCUUGUUCCUGCGUUCCAAUGUUGAUCUUAAGGACAAAUGGAGGAACAUGAGUGUCAUUGCGAAUGGGUGGGGUUCGCGCGAGAAGUCUAGGUUAGCUGUUAAGAGGACGCACUCUCUUCCUAAACAGGAAGCUACCUCACUUGCCAACACUAGCCCAUUGCAGAGUGAUGAGGAAAUGGCAGAUGCCACUGGCACUUCUGCACCUAAUGUAAGGCUGGAUAGCCUUAUAAUGGAAGCAAUAUCUACCAUAAAAGAGCCUGGUGGCUCUAACAAAACAUCAAUUGGUACCUACAUUGAGGAACAAUAUCACGCUCCUCCAGACUUCAAACGGUUGCUGUCGGCCAAACUAAAGUACUUGACAGCUUGUAGGAAACUUAUCAAGGUUAAACGCAAGUAUAGGAUUCCAAACUCCACUCCUUUGUCUUCCCACAGGAAAAGACAAUUGGGGACAUCUUCUGGAAAACAGAGAAGUCUCUCUUCGCCUUCCCCUAAAACAGACGGAGAUGAAGUCAGUGUUGAGACAAACGCACAGAUUGAUCCGGAGUUAGCCAGAAUGAAGACUAUGAACGUACAUGAAGCUGCAGCGGUUGCAGCACAGGCAGUUGCAGAGGCAGAAGCUGCCAUGGCAGCAGCUGAAGAAGCUGCAAGGGAUGCAGAGUUAGCAGAAGCGGAAGCAGAAGUAGCUCAAGCUUUUGCAGAAGAAGCUUUAAAGACACUGAAAGGAAAAUACAACAACUGCAAAGUGAUGAUCCGUGCCUAAGAUGAUGGAGAGAGAAGCUAAAUGUGUUGAGAGAGAAGUAGUGUUUGUGUGUUUGAUGAUGUUUUCUCUACUUGGGAACUUUUUUUAGUUGUAAGCAGUAAUUGUAUGUGUGUCUAUUACUUGUUUACUUGUUCAUUGCAGUUUUAUAUAAUCCCUUUUCUUUGGAUUUGUAAACUUUUGAGUUUUUCAAUCAAGUGUGAGGACUUUCCAUGUACAUAUUUGCCUACUGAACUAAAGGCAAGUGUAUUAUUUAUUAUAUCUAGGGAUUUAUAGAAUUACAUAUUUUAAUACA